Molecule: messenger RNA, 5595 nt
Organism: Serendipita indica DSM 11827
Lineage: Eukaryota; Fungi; Basidiomycota; Agaricomycetes; Sebacinales; Serendipitaceae
Source: the annotation of a GenBank genome assembly
AUGAGAUCGGCGCCGUCGAAUCUAGCGCGAACCGCGCCAGGUCGGCUCCCGCCGACGCCCGUCCGCGUAAAGGACGAGGAGCGCGCGUCCCGAAAGCUCAAAUACUUUGCCAGAAGCCUCCCAUACAAUAUAGAGUCCGAGGAAGAGAUGCAUAAACGAUUGGACGUCAUCAUUGCCCGCCUCGCACAGGCUGUCGAAUCGCGGGACUAUGAAUAUGGAGUAUUGCAAUGGGACAGCUUGUUGGCAGCUUGGAUGGAGCUCAAGUACCCACUACCUAAGAAGAAGCGAAUAGCCCUGGUCAAACUCUUCUACCAAAUUUGUGUUGUGCCCGGAAUGCCUGCAGACACCGUCUCUGCUUGCAUGGACUCGCUUGCAAUGUUCAGUCGCUCCAAAAAGAAGUUGAGCAUCGAAGAUUUACGGCUUCCAUGGAGGCCCGUUUACAAAAUCUUGUCGUGUGAUCUCUUCUUGCGGAGACGCCAGUUCGAAUAUAGUCAAACUGCAUAUAAUAUGGCUUAUGUAGCAGAAGUCAGCCGCAGGUUCUUCUCACCUGCUUGUAUCGACGAAAUGCUCGAAGAAUUCAUCCCACAUAUCAUUGGAAGUAAUUUAGACCGCAUUCUCGCAAACCAAUACUAUCUAGUCACAUUCUUACCCCUCUCACAUCCUCAGUACUACCUGCCCACAAUGAUGCGCCUCUGGGAGGCCGUCAAUAGUUAUGCCUUUGAUGAAAGGAUGCUCUCAUUUCUUUCCAAGCUCGCAGAACUCCACGUCGAUCCAACUGUCAGCGACCCCAAGUUGAUCGACAAGAUUCCAAUGGACUGGGGAGAAGAACCUCGAGUCCGCUGGCCAAAACACGAGAUCAACGUUGACGACUGGAGAGGAAUUUACAAGGACGUCGGCAUGUUUACAGACGACGAAUGGAAUUUUAUCAUGUGCAAAUGCCUCGUCUCGAUGGAGAUCCCACUUGCGGAUGCCGGAUCUCUGACGACUGGUCCCUCUGUGGACGGUCAAGCAGGCUUUGAGAUAGGCCGCCUGCCGCGCUGUGCAUGGAGAAUAGCAUCUCUCGCCCGUAUCAUCGUAUACUCCAUGACUCCGGACAGCGCUCCAGCACCUCUCACUGCAUUUGUCAAAUACAUUGUCUACGAAUUCAACAAGCGGUGGCAUGAAGAGAUGCAACCAGACUGCAAAGUUCCAAAGUCACGACGUCUGACCGCGGCGAUGCGGAGGGAGCUAGUACGCUGUCUUCGGACAGUAUGUCUCCUCUCAAUAUUCUCAUCAGACAGCACGUCUACAGGAAACGUUCAAAGUGCCUUGAAAUCGAUGAUAAGCAUGGAGCCUGAUCUCAUUUUGCCGUCUAUCCUCGACAGAGCAGUCACGGCUCUCGAAACUCUGACGGAAACCCAAAGGACCAUUGCUAUCAUAAAGGGACUUGGUGCUGUCAGUAGUGGUCUGACCUCUCGUGCGAUGUAUUACCCUGGAGCAAAGCACAUAGCGCCCGUGCUCGAGCUUCUCAUUCCUGGGAUCGAUUUGAAUGAUCCUAACAAGACAUUGUGUACUUCAACCCUCGUCAAGGAUAUCGCCCAGUUCAUCAAAUUUGGCGAUUUGACAGAAUUCAACUUUCAGUUGGCGACUAGCCACGGCUUUUCGUCACCUCUGCAACUCAGCACCACACCUGGAACGUCAAGUCGGAAUAGUGGAGCUUCCACGCCGAUGAGGAUUCACUUGCCGAGUUUUAGUGUCCCAACUGGAUUCACCGGGGACGAAACUCCCAACGACAGUGAGCCUCGCCUCCCUGAUAAUGAAGAGGACGCUCUCGUGAAGGAGUCGACGUCUUCGUUUUCAAACUUUAUCACUUCGUGGUUUCACCGUGUGAUCACACUCAUGGAGAAUUUACCAGAAGAGGGGCAACCAGGGACGCGAGCAGGUGGGGAGGAUGAGGUCGCCGUGAUUGACAACGUUGGAACGACGUGCUACUCUAUUUGUCAACAUCUUUCCGAGCCAUUGUUCGACUUAGUACUCAACUUGAUGCACGAAACGACAUCCUCUUCGGACGCGCUACCUUCUGAUGCAACGCUUCACUGGAACCUGGCGAUUCUCCGAGGUGCAAUGCAUAAGGACGGUCGAGAAAUACUCCCCUACAAGGAGGAGCUCAAAGAUAUUCUGAACCUUCUUGUCGAGAAGGCGUACUCCAAGAGAGGGUACCAGUGGGCGAGCCGCUUACUGUACAGCAUCCUUCUUUCCUGUACAAAUACGUAUCCUCUCGAGGAGAGAUUUGUGAAUGUCGAGGAGUGGCACGGGACUGCAUUCUUGCACUCGCACCACAAGUACUGGGGAAAGAUGUAUCCUAUGGGAGAUGCCACAAUUUCGUGGCAUGUUCCUAAUCAAGAUGAGAUCGCAUUUGCCCUCGAGAUCUUUGAGGACGUUGUGUCACCUACCCUUGGCCGUCUCGAGGCAUUGCUCGAAGGCAACGCCACCCGUGAUGCCGCGUGGAGGAAUGACUUUUGCCGCUUCAUCUCUUUUGUUCAGGAAGCAUUCAGCGGGAUCGCAGGUCUGAUGAAGCAAGAUGCUACACAGGAAGAGAAGGACGUCUACUAUGCCAACACGGACCUUCCCCAAAGUAUUCCGGAGAUGGUUGCAUGGACACUUCCGAUCGAAGUCAACUAUCCCUUGAGAGACCCUAAGGAUCCCAGACACGUGAAGAUUAUGGGAUACCGUCGACGAUUCGUAGAGUUUCUCCUUCGGGCUUCCAGAGCACUUCGUCAGCAAGGCGAGGAAAAUACGGUCGAUGCGAUCCACACAGUCAUUAGCUCAUUCCGUACAUAUAUGCUGGAGAAUGGGGCUCCAGACGUUGAGGAUUGGGGAACGCUUAGAAAUCGUUUCGGAGAUGAUAGAAAUGUGGCUCGAAACUAUGCUGGCCAACAGGAAUGGCCGCGAAGUCUUUGGAUCCUUCGCCUUAGGUUUUACCAAGCCGCUCGGUUGCGAGCCAACAAUAUGGAGCGAAUACGGACAGACAUUGAGAAUGAUAUUAUCGACGAGCUGACAGAGUGGUCGAUGUACAUUUAUGCGACUGUUCGCGCGCCAGCCCAGAGUCUCCUGGCUCGCGUGUCUGAGGUUUAUGAUGGUGUGCGCACACGAGUGCUACCGCAAAUCUACAAAUCCCUGGUUCAGGGGACCGACGACGAUCGUAUGAAAGGAGCACUAUAUCUGCUCAAUUACCCAGCCUUUGGGAAGUACGCCGUUACAGAGCCCUCACAACUCCCGCUGUUCAUCAAGUACUUUUUCGGGUGCCAGCACAACGAGAAGCCUUCUAUUCAAAGCGUUCUCUCCUCAAUUGCAGAUAAUGCUUUGAGCAACUUCGUUGAGCGUUGUCAGACUGUCUUCAAAACGGACAGUAAGGCAUUGCUAGAAGCCGCCGAAGAGCUCUUCGCAACAAAAAUUGCAGGAAGCGGGAAAAAAAAUUUCCAAGAGCACCUUAACGAGUCGAUGACAGCACUUCUUAGCAUCGGAAAUUCUUCCUCGACCCAUUGGCGGUAUAGCAUCGUCGCGCUUAGGAUGAUCCGAGUCUUGGUGCGAAAGGAUGUUACCAACAAUGACGCCCAGUUGGAGUACCUUGUUGCAAAGAUAACGGAUAACCACCCAUCCAUGCGCUAUUACUCUCAACGGGCAAUUAUGAAGAUGUUACGGUACAUUAAAGUUAGGUCGUCAGCCACCAAGCCCGAGGAUAUCUCUCUUCAAAUCAAUCGCAAUCCCCUUCAUCGGCUUGUGGCCAUCAAUCAGCCGACUCUUGGUACGACGGAGGAGUAUCUCCAUGCCUUUUCUAAGCCGUUGGAUUGGAAGCACGCAGUUGAGAAGCCGCUACUCUAUGAUAAAGUAUCAUCAGGCUGGCUUGCGUGGGAGAAAACCUCGGAAGCUCUCCUUGCAUCCGACUCACUCCUAAAGGAUCGACUCGAGUCUGAAGCUACGCCUGUCGUUGAAGCACUACGCCAAUGGGCGAUCAAACCCACAUCCUGGGAGUCUAUCAAAACACAUUACUCAGAGGAGACACAGAGUGGAUCCGUCAACUGGGACAAUAUUUCCUUUGUCAAGACAGUCUUUCAAAUACUGGGAAAUGAGCCGUGGGAAGCUUUCCGACCCACUCUCGAGACCUUGCUUGCAGACAGUGAACAAAACAAACAACGUGCCGCUGCUGAGUUCCUAGCCGGCGUAAUUGGAGGAACAAAGAACUGGCCAAUUGGGUCGCAAGCAGUGCUAUUAGACUGGCUAUCUCCUCAACUACCCAAGAUCCUCGGACAGAAUGUGAAGACUGACACGCUCAGUAUCUGGACAUCAUUUUUGGAGUACACUUUGGGCAACCGAGACCCUCGGAGGCCGUUUUGCGACCUCAUCGUCAAGUAUUUGGUCCAGGAAAAUCAGAUGAUGGAAUAUAAUCAAGAAUUAUCGUUUGAUGCGGUUCGCGUGUGUUCUUUUACUCAAGCCAUGGCAGAGGCGUUUGGUUGGCGAUUCCGGCCAUGGGUGGAACCCAUCCUUGAUCGUCACUGGCCGGAACUGGGCUCAGAACACGAUGAGGUUCGAGCUUAUAUAGCAGAUAUGCUUCAGCUUUUCGACAAAAUCAUGUGGCAACCUCAACCUUCUGUCCCUACUGCCGAAACGGUGGUACGAGAGUGCCAGGCCAUGUCAGAUUUGGACGACAUCUUCUCGAUCCGUCGACCGCACCAUCAUUCCCGUUUCAAAGAGCUUGUUCAACAAUUUGGGAAGUGGAGAGAGGAACGACUCCCGGGAGCACGUGCAAUCCACUCUCGGUAUGAUCGUACAGCGGCGACUGUUCUCAAAUGGCUAUUCCUUGGGCUGCAUGAUAUCCACGCUGUCUCAAUCUACGAAUAUGUUCUACCAUUUAUUCCAGAACUAUUGCGCAUGAGCGAGCUCAAUGAUAACAAUGAUCUUGCUUCGCGUGCAAGUCUUCUCUUGACUCGAACAUGCGGCGUCAGCCCACCUCGCGAGAUGAUCGCGCCUAUCCUCCACGAAUUGUACAAAGCCAUCCAGGACUCUCCUUCAUGGAGAAUCCGCCUCAAGGCCCUUCCUCUUCUCCAAGUGUUCUAUUUCCGCCAACUCCCACUCCUCAGCGACAUCAAGGUUAUCCGAAUACUAGAAGUUGUCUGUGCGUGCCUCGACGAUGAGAACAUCGCCGUACGGGAAAUGGCGGCGACGACACUCUCUGGUAUCCUGCGGUGCUCACCACGGCAAAGCGUAAUCACCCUCAAGGAUCGUUUCCAACGUCUUGCCCGAAGAACAAAGCUUCCAGAAAAGUCGGAUCCGAACUAUGCUACUGCUCUUCGUACAUUGCAUAGUGCAAUGCUCGGAGUUGGAGCGCUCCUCGAUGCGUACCCAUAUAGCUGUCCCAGCUGGGUUCCAGGUCUCAUUACGGAUGUCUUGGCGAAGCAUACACAUUCCCCAUUACCCAUCUCUGCUACAGUUCGAAAGACAGCUCAGAAUUUCAAGCGAACACAUCAGGACACGUGGGCAGAGGACCAGAAGAGGUUUAACGAAGACGCUCAGAGUGCACUUAGUUUACUCUUGACUGGGUCCAGCUAUUACGCAUAA